AUGAUGACGGACGACGUAGUAGUGGGGGUAAGCCGUGGAUUAGAUGUUCAUAGGACAAGACCAUGUUGCAUUAUUACACGGCAGUCGCCCGGUGAAACUGUGGAAGUUCAAAAAUUUGAUUCAGCUGAAGGGGCGCUAUCAUUUACACGAAAACUCUCUACUGGCCAGGAUAAUUCUUUUAUGUGGGUGGAUCUGCAGGGAACUGGGAUGGAGCAGAACCGGCGUGUGCUGCAGCUGCUCUUCCCCGAGAUGCAGUCGAGUCAGAUGGAGGCGGUGCUUGACGCGGACGCGGAGGAUGUGGUGGAGCUGCAGCCGGUCAAGGGGCAAUAUCUCAUUGGGAGUCUCGCGUGUGCGCGGGGGCGGGGGCGGGGUCUCUCCUCCACCUCCACAGCCGAUGGAGAUGCGGAGGGGGAUGCCAUCUCGUGUUCGUUUGCAUGCAGCGAACGGUGUCUCGUGACAGUGCACACAGCCCCGUUUGUGGGUUUGGCAGAACUGCUGUGUCAUGUGGAGGUGGAAGGAGGCCGCAAACGUCAAGGGAGACAGCCCAUGGGCCGUGAGUCUCAUGGUGCUGUUGAUAUCUUAAGAGGCUCUGCAGUUCUGUGUGCACUGAUAUGCUUUACCUGUGAGACAUACCUCCCUGAUCCAACUUCGCUAAUUAGUGAGGUUGACUGUAUUGAUGAGAUUGUAAUGUUGGUUGCACCCGGAAAGCGUGAUCAGGCUGAUUUAUUGCGUCGUAUCUCUGUACUGCGUCGCCGCAUGGCUGCUGUAAAUCGACAGCUAUAUAUGAAGGAGAAACUUCUGCAGGAAUUAAUGGGUCCCACGAUGCGAACCACGUUUGUUUCACGUGAUCCUAGGACUGUGUGUGCGUACCGGGAAACG
Messenger RNA from Trypanosoma theileri, 879 nucleotides. RefSeq names its product MGT2 magnesium transporter. The annotation marks the transcript as partial. Lineage: Eukaryota; Euglenozoa; Kinetoplastea; Trypanosomatida; Trypanosomatidae. The transcript has a single exon. The record is from RefSeq and is a predicted model, not a curated record.